AUCAUGUGGCCAUACUUCAAACUUUCUCUCACAUCUGAUCUGAUAUGUUAGAUUCACAUCCAUUUGUAGCCCGUGAAUGAAUAACAGUUACGUACAUUUUACUUUCACCCUUUUUAAUUUUUACAUGGUGAAUAUAUAUGAGUUUUAUAAUGAAAUGAUGACUUUGAAUUUGGGUCAAUCAAGACCAGACAGAUAUACUUACUUGAAUGAGUGAAUCAUUCAUUAUUAAGCCUUUUGUUCAGUUCCAAAUUCCUCGUACGAAAGCAAGUGUUGUUGGAGACUUGGAGGCAUGGAGAAGGAGCAGCUUGAAUAUGUGUUGGUGCCAUUGGGUCUGUUGGUGUAUCUGACAUACCAUAUCUGGCUUGUCUACACCAUUGUACACAACCCUCUUCGAACUGUUAUUGGCCUUAAUGCUGAGUCUCGUCAUCAGUGGGUUCUUUCCAUUAUGAGUUAUUGGCAGCAUGUGGCAAGUUGUAAUUCAUUGAAUCCUCCCAUCAAGGAUCCGUUAAAGAAUGGGGUUUUGGCAGUUCAAACUAUUCGCAACAAUAUCAUGGCAUCUACUCUUCUAUCUACAACAGCCAUCACACUCAGUUCACUUAUUGGUAUUUUCGCUAGCAGCAUGUGGAGUUCUGAUGACACGGCUUUCAUACCUUCUGGCCGUACUUCAAUCAAACAUAUUUCUGUCACCAUUUGCUUCCUUGUUGCAUUUUUGUGCAAUGUACAGUCUAUUAGAUACUAUUGCCAUGUCAGUUUCCUAAUCACUGCUCCAACACUCAGAGACAAAAGGGAGUAUAUGGAAUAUAUUGCCGUGACUUUGAAUCGUGGGAGUCAUGCUUGGUCUAUUGGACUUCGAGCAUUUUACUUGUCAUUUCCAUUCUUCCUCUGGAUUUAUGGGCCCAUACCUAUGUUUGCAUGUUGCUGCUUGACAUCACUUGUUUUGUUCUUCUUGGAUACGACGGCUAAAAUCACGCGGAAUCUUCAUAGUAACUCAUUCAGGAAGGAGAGGGGAACUCAUGAUGUAGAGUCUGCUGUGGAACCUGAUUAUCAUCCUUUACCUGCUAACAAUUUGUCUCAAAACUCAGGUGUCAAUCAUGUAUAAUUAAUUAUAAAUGUAACAAAUUUGUAUGUUCCUAUUGAGAAGUAUGAACAUGUGCCAGGGGUGUGAGUGAGAAGGAUUCACCAGAGAGUACUAGGUGGUAUGUUUUGUUUCUUGUUAAUAGUAGUAGAAUUCAUUUUUGUUUUCUUUGCGUCAGUUAAUUUUCACUUCCUUGGGAUGAACUUACCCAUGUACUUACUUACAAUUGUCCCAAUAAUUUUUGCUGUAUCAUUCAAUUCCUCA
Messenger RNA from Glycine soja, 1339 nucleotides. RefSeq lists its product as uncharacterized. The transcript has 3 exons. NCBI's taxonomy places the organism in Eukaryota, Viridiplantae, Streptophyta, Magnoliopsida, Fabales, Fabaceae. Bases 290 to 1099 code for a protein of 269 amino acids. The record is from RefSeq and is a predicted model, not a curated record.